Messenger RNA from Ixodes scapularis (black-legged tick), 2047 nucleotides. RefSeq names its product arginine--tRNA ligase, cytoplasmic (gene ArgRS). NCBI's taxonomy places the organism in Eukaryota, Metazoa, Arthropoda, Arachnida, Ixodida, Ixodidae. The record is from RefSeq and is a predicted model, not a curated record. Gene Ontology annotation, cellular component: cytoplasm. Bases 23 to 2011 code for a protein of 662 amino acids. Gene Ontology annotation, molecular function: ATP binding; arginine-tRNA ligase activity. The transcript has 14 exons. Gene Ontology annotation, biological process: arginyl-tRNA aminoacylation.
AAUUGUCUCUUUUUUGUUCAAGAUGGACGCCGCCGAGUUGGAGAAAUACACUCUGCACGUGGAAAAAGCUGAGGCCGAAGCUCAAGCCCUCGCGCUCGAGCUGAAGAAGUUGCAAGAAAAUAGCGGACCCCCCGAGAACUUCGCUCCUCCGCCCGAACUGGUGGCUUUGCAAACGGAAAAUGCCAAGCUCAAAUACAGGCUGGAAAUCCUCAAGCGGAGCGUCGAGGAGGAAGAGUCCAAGAGCAAGAGGUUCAUGGAAAGUCCGAGGGAUGUCCUGCUGAAGUUGUUCCGGCAGGCGGUCCGCGCCGCCUUUCCCGAUGUCGAGGACCCUCUUGUUCCCGUCCUGCCGAGCAGCAACGAGAAGUUCGGCGACUACCAGUGCAACGCGGCCAUGCCCCUCUCUCAGGCGCUGAAGAAGGCUGGCAAGCCGAUGUCGCCCGUGGAGGUUGCAAAGCGCAUCGUGGCUGAAGUCCCGGCCAACGAUGUUGUGGCCGAGAUGUCCCUGGCCGGCCCGGGGUUCAUCAACGUCACCCUGAGUGGCAGCUACGUGGCGGCGUCUGCCCGCCGCAUCUUGACGGACGGGGUACUGCCCCCUCCGCAGGCUGGCCCCAAGAAGCGGGUCAUCGUCGACCUGUCCUCGCCCAACAUCGCCAAGGAGAUGCACGUGGGGCACCUCAGGUCGACCAUCAUCGGGGAAAGCCUGUCGAGGCUGCUGGAGUUUGUAGGCCACGACGUGCUGCGACUGAACCACGUCGGCGACUGGGGCACCCAAUUCGGGAUGCUCAUCGCUCACCUGAAGGACCGUUUCCCGGACUACCUGGUCCACUCCCCGCCCAUCGGAGACCUGCAGGCCUUCUACAAGGAGUCUAAAGUGCGCUUCGACUCGGACGAAGAGUUCAAGAAGCGUGCCUACGCCUGCGUGGUGAAGCUGCAGUCCCACGACCCGGACAUGAUGUCUGCUUGGAAGCUCAUCUGCGAUGUUUCUAGGCAAGAGUUUCAGAAGCUCUACGAGCGGCUGGACGUCAGUUUGAUCGAGAGGGGAGAGUCUUUCUACCAGGACAUGAUGACCGAAGUCGUGAAGGACCUCGACGAACGGGGUUUCCUGGAGGAGGACGACGGGCGCAAGGUGAUGUUUGGGCCGGGCCAGCCCGUCCCGCUCACGGUGGUGAAGAGCGACGGGGGCUUCACCUACGACACGUCCGACAUGGCCACCAUCAGGCACCGAGUGCAGCAGGAGAGGGCGGACUGGAUCGUCUACGUCACCGACGCCGGUCAGGCUCAGCACUUCAACACGAUCUUCGCCUGUGCCAAGAAAGCGGGCUACGUCGACACCUCCAAAGUUCGUCUGGAUCACUGCGUCUUCGGAGUGGUUCUCGGCGAAGACAAGAAAAAGUUCAAGACUCGGUCUGGCGACACCGUAAAGCUGACCGACCUGCUGGAUGAAGGACUGCGACGGAGCUUGCAGAAGCUGCACGAAAAGGAGCGCGAGAAGGUACUAACGCCCGAAGAGCUCAAGAGGGCACAGGAGGCCGUAGCGUAUGGAUGCAUCAAGUAUGCCGACCUCUCGCACAACCGGGUGCACGAGUAUGUCUUCUCUUUCGACAGGAUGUUGGAUGACAGGGGAAACACCGCUGCCUACCUGCUGUACGCCCUCACCAGAAUUAGGUCCAUCGCACGCAAUGUCGGCAUGUCGGUCGACGCAUUGAAGGACGAGGAUGUUCCUGUGGAGCAUCCAAAGGAACGCAAGCUGGCCAAAACUCUGCUCCGUUUCCCGGAGGUGAUCUCGACGAUGCUAGAGGAGCUGCACGUGCACCCACUGUGCGACUACCUCUUCGAACUGUCCCAGACGUUCUCCGAAUUCUACGACAACUGCUACUGCAUCGAGAAAGACAAAGCAACCGGCCAAGUGGUAAAAGUCAACAAGGGCCGGCUGUUGCUCUGCGAAGCGACCGCCGCCGUCAUGACCAAGGGAUUCCACAUCCUGGGAAUCAAGACCGUGGAGAGGAUGUGAGGUCGCCGCGAUUAAAGUACCGUCUUUAAAUUAUUA